AUGAACGAUUUGGGUGAUGUGAAUCUAGAAGACGAGAUAAUCCAUAUCGUGGAGCUACCCGGGACGACGGUUCAGUCGACUCUCUCGACUUUUCUCGGGCUGACCUCGCUGGCGGGUUUCCCGCUGGAUGCGGCCGAUGUGCCCAUAUUGAUCAUAAAAAACAACUCUACCUUCAAGGUGCGCCACCGUGGAUUUGGCACUCGGCGAAGUGUGUACAUGGUGGAGGAGACACGUAACUGCCGCUUCGGUGGUUCGGAGCUGCACGUUUGGAUUAUUUACGAACGGCUACCGCGGUAUAAGUCGAAGGUCGGAAGUGCGAGAAUUGCGUAUUUGGUCGAGAAUCUAACCUGUCGCCGCGGGAAGGACAGUAGCGCGAGUCUCGAAAAAAGCAGCUACACGGCCGGCUACUAA
Messenger RNA from Myzus persicae (green peach aphid), 411 nucleotides. RefSeq lists its product as uncharacterized. The record is from RefSeq and is a predicted model, not a curated record. Lineage: Eukaryota; Metazoa; Arthropoda; Insecta; Hemiptera; Aphididae. The transcript has 2 exons. Bases 1 to 411 code for a protein of 136 amino acids.